Xenopus laevis (African clawed frog) is the source of this 609-nucleotide messenger RNA. It is a transcript of the gene cenpx.L, whose product is annotated as centromere protein X. NCBI's taxonomy places the organism in Eukaryota, Metazoa, Chordata, Amphibia, Anura, Pipidae. The record is from RefSeq and is a predicted model, not a curated record. The transcript has 5 exons. The coding region runs from base 104 to 349 and encodes 81 amino acids.
AGGGGAUAGCGAGAGGAUUACGCUGAACUUUAAGGGGGCGGAGACUUGAACAACAGGAGCGUAGGGUUUUGAGUGGCUCGGCUUCAGCGGGAGAAAGUGUGUGAUGGAGCGGGAUCAAGACGAGCCAGUGUUUCUAAAGGGAUUGGUAUCCAAAUUGCUUCAUGAACACCUUAAUAAUGAAAAAGUAAGAGCCAGUGCAGAUGCAUUGCUUCUUCUUGCAGAGCUACUGAAAGUAUUUGUUCGAGAGGCAGCUGCUCGAACUGCUCGGCAGGCGCUUGUUGAAGACAUUACUGUAGCAGACGUUGAACAGUUGGAAAAAAUCCUUCCUCAGCUGCUCCUGGAUUUCUAGACUUGGAAAGACUGCAGUAUUUUAUACCAGCUAUAGAUCAGCGGGUCCCUCAAGCAGCACAAGGGUGCCAAACUCUAUAAAAUCACAAAGUCUCUCACACUCACUAUGUAUAUAGCUUUCUGCACUGAUGACAUUUAAGGCUCAAGAUCCUUGCAAGACCAAAGAGGUGCACUUUCCGAAAUGGAAUUGUUGAAUAUUUACGUGUGUCUGUCAGCCAUUUGAUGAAAAUCAACUUCAAUAAAGAGACUGCAUGCAUGGUG